AUGCAGAAAUUUCUCCGACGCGGCGUCGAGCUCCUAUCUCCGCGAACCGGUAGUCCCACCGCCACCGACGACGACGAGAAUUAUGGCUUCAAAACAGCAUCAACGCAAACCGCGUUGUUCCCCAAAGUUGACCCGGCAGUAGAUGGCGAGGAUUGCGAUCAUGAUUGCGCUAGCUGUACGGUCCAUUAUCCGGCAAGGUUUGAUGUUGAGAUGAGUGAUAAGUUGUAUGGACAUGUAAAAGGGUGGGCGACUCAUGUACUUGUAGCGACGGGCAAGGCGGAUUGGGUCAGGGAUGUUGCAGAUGAGAAGGGGAGUGUGAUGGAGGCUAUUGAUAAGGGUGGGCUGACGCCUAGUAAUGGGAAUCUGAAGCUAUCUGCUUCCAAUAUCCCUGUUCCAGAUGAAUAUCAUCAUGCAGAGGAUGGCGCCAGACCGACUACAGUCGUCUUGCUACCUGCAUUCAAGAUCAUUGAUCAUGUCACCCCAGCCCUUGCGCCGGAUCUGAUCAAGUACUUUGUCAACCCAUCGAUUACCACCACAACACCACUUCGCAGCAACCCAUCAGAAACGAUUUCUCCCGCCGAAGGCGUCAGUGAGCAAGAUAUAUCAUCAUUGACACCUCUCCGAUCCCGCCCCCUGCCCCACGCGGCAGUUAUCCUCCUCUGCUCGCAAAGGACUCGUGACGCACGCUGCGGCCAAUCCGCUCCCCUUCUCAAGCGCGAAUUUGAGCGCCAUCUGCGCACUCAUGGUUUGUACAGAGAUGCAAGUGAUGACCGACCUGGUGGUGUUGCUGUUUACUUCAUCAGCCAUGUAGGCGGUCACAAGUAUUCCGCCAAUGUCAUUAUUUAUCGCCGACGAGACUUCGAUUGGCACAAGAAGACGGCAUAUUCAUCAACGGCAGCAGCUGCAACAGCUGCAGCUACUGAGGAAGAGAAGGUUCUCCCUCAGCAAAAUGAGGAUGAAGGUGCGGCGCAGGGUAUCUGGUUGGCUCGAGUACGUCCGGAGGAGUGUGAGAAUAUUGUCAAGUUUACUGUUUUGCAAGGUAAGCUUGUGAAGCCGGAUCAGUUGAGGGGUGGUUUUGAUAGAGAGAAGGGGUUGGUUAGUUGGUGA
Talaromyces marneffei is the source of this 1107-nucleotide messenger RNA. RefSeq lists its product as uncharacterized. The transcript is spliced from 2 exons. NCBI's taxonomy places the organism in Eukaryota, Fungi, Ascomycota, Eurotiomycetes, Eurotiales, Trichocomaceae. The record is from RefSeq and is a predicted model, not a curated record. Bases 1 to 1107 code for a protein of 368 amino acids.